AUGUUUGUUCGAACGAACGUGGUCCUGGUGCUGUCCUGGUUGCUCCUGCCGACGAUAGGGCGAGUCCAGGGAAGCGAGGAUGAGCAGCUCCGAGGGAAGAGGCAGGCGCUGUAUCCUCCGCCUCUUGUUUAUCCUCUCAGUGGCAUUUUCAAGCUAAUCGUCGGAUUGGCGGUACCGGUGCAGCUCUCGGGCCAGAUUCUGGUUUACGGCCAGAACUUUCAGUUCCAAUACAUGUUGCCAGACAACGCCACCUUCUUCACCAACUUCUUCGAGGACUCGUCGCGGGGACGACGCAGGAGAGCAAGCUGGGACGAGAGGGCUCCUGUCUACGACAUCCUGCGACAGGAACUUGACAGGCGAAAUAUCGAUGGGAAAGGAUGCUUGAUGAAGAACAUCUGCGAAGCUGCUUCGACACCCCUGAAAGACGAGGGCCUGGUCGGCGAAUUGAUUCAUUUAUUGCUAACCCCAGAUCACGGAAACUUUACCGGCACCGACGAGGAAUAUUUAGAGGCAGCCAUGGCCGGGCGUAGACACGAGGAUUGCUCGACGAUUUACUCCACGUGCCCCACUGGUCUAGGGGUCUUAGACAGAAUAUCCGCCAUUUAUUAA
Molecule: messenger RNA, 609 nt
Organism: Eufriesea mexicana
Lineage: Eukaryota; Metazoa; Arthropoda; Insecta; Hymenoptera; Apidae
Exons: 4
Coding region: 1-609 (202 amino acids)
Source: RefSeq, a predicted model, not a curated record